Messenger RNA from Triticum aestivum (bread wheat), 942 nucleotides. RefSeq lists its product as uncharacterized. Lineage: Eukaryota; Viridiplantae; Streptophyta; Magnoliopsida; Poales; Poaceae. Gene Ontology annotation, biological process: proteolysis. Bases 1 to 942 code for a protein of 313 amino acids. The record is from RefSeq and is a predicted model, not a curated record. The transcript is spliced from 4 exons. Gene Ontology annotation, molecular function: aspartic-type endopeptidase activity.
AUGACCUAUCAUGGACGCAGUGCGUUCCCUGCCGCAACUACACAACUACACCAGGAGCUACUACCGUCCGCGUUCAACCCAGUCAAGUCAAGCACCUACCAUCACCUUCCCUGCGAAGACCCGAUGUGCGAGCACGGGAGGAUCACAUGGUGCCAGUCCGGCCACACCUACCCCACUCCAGACAACAGUUUGUGCAUCUUCGACAAGCAGUACGGCGAUGGUAGCAGGCUAUCAGGCUACCUGGGAUCUGACGUCUUCCGCUUUGGGAACGGCAUAGCGUUGGACGACAAGGGCUACAACUUCGAGCAAGACAUCAUCUUUGGCUGCGCGUUGGAAGAACGUACAACCGCCGUCCGGGAAUACAGCUCCGGCAUUCUCGGUCUCGGCAUGGGUGGGUACAUGCCAGAAGAUGCAAAAAUUGUAGAAAACCAAAACAACUUGGCAUGGUGCCUUGAGAUGGACAUACAACCGUGCUUGCUCGCCCUCGCCAUCCUCGUCUGCUUUCCGCCGGAGACGGCGCAAUAUGCCUAUGGUCCUCUCCUCAACUUUCCACCGCUAACGGCGCAGGUUCCGUAUGAUCCUCCGUGGUCCGACGAGUACUGGGCCAACGAGCCCGUCGUCGGCGAGGCGGCCAGCGUCGCCGCCAGACGCGCGGAGGCAGGCGGCUACGCGUACGGCUGCGCCAGGGCCAGGCUAUGGUUCGCAUGGGGCUGCCCUCCCGCUCCCGGCGAGGGGGUGAACGGAACCCUGGUCUACGGGAGGCGGUCCUAUGAUCGGGAGCUGGAUCGCUUCGAGGAGGAGAGGCGGCACUGCCGCGACGACCGCGUCCCUCGGAACCAUCCGGAGGAACACCUCUUCCGUCGCACCUACCCGGCGACUAGAUUUGAUCUUUACUGUUGUGCCUGUUGCUUUUCAUGUGGUCCCUACUACUACAAAAAAUAG